AUGUCAGAUUCCAACAGAACUGACUUUAUCAACCCCUCCAUCUUCAUCCUGCUGGGAAUUCCUGGCCUGGAGGCAGCCCAUGUCUGGAUCUCCAUCCCCUUCUGCACCAUUUACGCCAUUGCCAUCUUGGGGAACGUCACCAUUCUAUUUGUUGUGAAGACAGAUCCAAGUCUCCAUGAGCCCAUGUACUAUUUCCUCUGCAUGCUGGCCAUCACCGACCUGGUCCUGUCUACAUCUACCCUGCCCAAAAUGCUGAGCAUCUUCUGGUUCAGUUCCAGGGAGAUCGAUUUCAGUGCCUGCCUCACCCAGAUGUUCUUCAUUGACUGCUACUCAAUGAUGGAAUCUGGGAUCUUUGUGGCCAUGGCGUUGGAUCGCUACGUGGCCAUUUGUGUUCCACUGAGACAUUCCUCCAUCCUGACAAACACUGUGGUGUCCAAGAUUGGUCUAGCCAUGAUGCUUCGUGGCAACAUUCUCAUAAUGCCCUGUCCCUUCCUUGCAAGUCAGUGGUCAUAUUGCAGAACCAACAUUAUCCCCCAUACAUACUGCGAGCACAUGGCUGUGGUUGAGUUGGCUUGCACUGACAUCACCAUCAGUAAUUACUACGGCCUUUCUGUGCUGCUCUGUGUCCAUGGUCUGGAUGUUAUUUUUAUUGCCAUUUCCUAUACCCAAAUCCUUAGGGCUAUUUUCAGCCUCCCCACAAAGGACGCCCGGCUCAAGACUUUUGGGACUUGCAGCUCCCACCUCUGCGCCAUCCUUACAUUUUAUGUCCCAAUGAUCUUUACCUCCCUCAUACACCGGUUUGGCCACAGGGUGGCCCUGCCUUUCCACAUUCUCAUUGCCAACAUUUACCUCUUGGUGCCCCCCAUGCUAAACCCCAUCAUCUAUGGGGUGAGGACCAACCAAAUCCGGAAUAGGAUCCUCUGGCUCUUUACUCAUAAAAGAACUUAA
Pelodiscus sinensis (Chinese soft-shelled turtle) is the source of this 948-nucleotide messenger RNA. RefSeq names its product olfactory receptor 52M1-like. Gene Ontology annotation, biological process: G protein-coupled receptor signaling pathway. Gene Ontology annotation, cellular component: plasma membrane. Gene Ontology annotation, molecular function: olfactory receptor activity; G protein-coupled receptor activity. The record is from RefSeq and is a predicted model, not a curated record. NCBI's taxonomy places the organism in Eukaryota, Metazoa, Chordata, Testudines, Trionychidae.